GAGAUCACUUGGGAGCAGCUAACCAGUUGCCUUGCGGACAUGCAAACUUUCUGUCAUUCUCUCCGUGAGACAGGGUUCAAAAGAGCCAUAGAGCGAUGGUCGGUACAACUGAGUAGAGUAGCUCCGCUUGUCCAUGACGACCAGUUAGGCAAGAGCACACUGUCAGACAGCCUCAUCCGAUUUCGACACUGGCAGAAUGGCGACCCCAGGGAUACCGUUUAUGGACUACUCGCGCUUACCGGGAUUAAGAAGGGUCAGUUCGAAAUUAAGCCUGAUUAUACAAGACCAGUGCUUGACGUUUUGGUCGACGCCGUCGAGUAUGCGAUCGAGGUCGAGGAGAGCCUGGCCUUAGUCGCUGUGCCCUGGGCACCGAGCAUUCCUGGACUACCCACAUGGAUCGUGCCUCUCGAGAAGGAAGUUGGGUUACUUGAAGAUCCUUGGGGCGGAAGCAUUCCGCCAGACCUUGAGUCGACAUUCUACCCCCUCCUUAGAUCCAAAGUAAUGAAAGCCCAGAUUCUGCGCCCGAGCAAGGAGGACGUUUUCGGCACCAGACAAUCCUCGGGCUACGUGCUGAAGGUUCUGGGACUCACGCUCAACGGGUUUCUGUGGCUACCAGAUGUGUGGGAUAACUCUAGCUUGAUGGAGGGCCAUUUCCACCCGUACCUUCCGGGAAUCCAAGAUUGGGAAGAUCGGAGACCAAGCGAUCGAAUUGUCCUAAUUCCUGGGUGUCAGCGAAUCGUCCUUCUAAGACAGCUCGACGAUGGCUUUGUCCUUGUGGGGUCCUUGACCGCGUUGGCGGGCGAGGCUAUCCUAAGCUAUAUGCGGAAACAGGAGCUGGAUCAACUGAUGAGUUCACCAAAAGAGACAUUCAUCAUAUAUUGAAUCCCGAGACGCGGUUCUCCAAACCCGUGAGGCCCGGCACUCUUCCGUAUGGUCACCGAGUAGCCUUGCCGGCAACCUAUGGUCUGCCCUUACGUUUACCUGCGCUCUUACAUCUCUUCCAUAACUCCACCAGCCUCU
Molecule: messenger RNA, 1020 nt
Organism: Trematosphaeria pertusa
Lineage: Eukaryota; Fungi; Ascomycota; Dothideomycetes; Pleosporales; Trematosphaeriaceae
Exons: 1
Coding region: 40-882 (280 amino acids)
Source: RefSeq, a predicted model, not a curated record